Messenger RNA from Thlaspi arvense, 4041 nucleotides. Lineage: Eukaryota; Viridiplantae; Streptophyta; Magnoliopsida; Brassicales; Brassicaceae. The record is from the annotation of a GenBank genome assembly.
AUGCUUAAAAGGGGAAUGAUGUUAUCGGCGUCGCCGAACACUCUAGCGAAAAGCUCGCUGGAGGAGAUGCUUGAGUCUCUCCGGAAGAAAGACGAGUGCGAUCGGCCUAGAGACAUGCCGCCGGCGCUUCCUUCACGGCCGAAUUCCAGAGCUCGUCUUCCGUCGGCUCGCCGGUCGCUUCCGGCGAAGUUUAGUGUUUGUAGUGUAAUGGAGGAUCAGAACGGGAGUGUUGCUCCUGCGCAGCCUGAGGCGGGAACUGAACCGGAGAGGAAAGAGGAAGGGAAGAGGAAAGAGAAGGACUUGGGAGUUAAGAGGAACAGUUUCGGAAGCAAGAAGAUGAGGACUCGUCAUAGCUCGGAGUCUCCGUACGCAGCAGAGAAAGAGGAGGAGGAAGGUGUGAAGAUCAGUGCUGCUAAGGUUAGUCCGGUGGAGAAAGCGGAGGAGCAUAAACCCGAGUGGAACGACAAUGUUGAGUAUUUCAUUAAGAAGAAACUUCUAGUUUGGUGUCGGGUUGCGAAUGGGAAGUGGCAACUGGGGAAGAUACAGUCUACUUCUGCUGAUACGUCGCUUGUUAUGUUGUCCACUUCAAAUUUUCCAUAUGAUAGUGAAGAGUUUCUGCGUUCUGACUAUGGAAAGUUUGUUGUGAAAGUGUCUACUGAAGAGCUUUUUCCUGCAAACCCAGAUAUUUUGGAAGGUGUUGAAGACCUUAUACAGCUUAGCUAUCUAAAUGAACCAUCUGUUCUCUAUAACCUUCGUGUCAGAUAUUCGCAAGACGUGAUUUAUAGUAAAGCAGGGCCAGUAUUGAUUGCUGUAAAUCCGUUCAAGAAUGUCGAAAUAUAUGGAAAUGAUGUAAUCUCAGCUUAUCAGAAGAAGGCUGUGGAUACUCCUCAUGUUUAUGCUGUGGCAGAUGCAGCUUAUGAUGAGAUGAUGAGAGAAGAGAAGAACCAGUCUAUUAUUAUAAGUGGAGAAAGUGGAGCUGGGAAAACUGAGACUGCGAAAUUUGCAAUGCAGUAUUUGGCAGCUCUUGGUGGAGGUAGCUGUGGAGUUGAGUACGAAAUACUGAAGACAACCUGUAUACUCGAAGCUUUUGGGAAUGCUAAAACAUCAAGAAAUGCUAACUCUAGCAGAUUUGUGAGUCUCCUCCUUCCUCCGUCAAUUAGCUUCACUGGUAAACUCAUAGAAAUUCAUUUUAGUGCAACGGGAAAGAUAUGUGGAGCCAAACUUGAAACUUGUGCUUCGCCGAUUCUUAAAGAGAGAUUGAAGCUUAGAACAGCAAGUGAGUAUACCUACUUGAACCAGAGUGACUGCUUGACCAUUGACGGUGUUGAUGAUGCUCAAAAAUUUCACAAACUACUGGAAGCUUUUGACAUUGUUCAAAUCCCUAAAGAGCAUCAAGAGCGUGUUUUUGCCUUGCUUGCGGCUGUGUUGUGGCUAGGGAAUGUAUCUUUUCGAGUUACUGACAAUGAAAAUCAUGUGGAGGUGGUAGCAGAUGAAGCUGUCACCAAUGCCGCUAUGCUAAUGGGCUGCAACUCAGAAGAGCUUAUGGUGGUUUUGUCUACCCGUAAACUUCAAGCUGGUACGGAUUGUAUUGCCAAAAAACUGACAUUGCGGCAGGCAACGGACAUGAGGGAUGGAAUAGCAAAGUUUAUUUAUGCAAACCUUUUCGACUGGCUUGCUGAGCAAAUUAACAUUGCACUGGAAGUUGGUAAAUCACGCACAGGGAGAUCUAUAAGCAUCCUUGAUAUAUAUGGGUUUGAAUCAUUUAAGAAUAAUAGCUUUGAACAGUUCUGUAUAAACUAUGCGAAUGAAAGAUUGCAGCAACACUUCAACCGGCAUUUAUUUAAACUUGAACAAGAGGAAUAUGAAGAGGAUGGAAUUGAUUGGACUAAGGUCGAAUUUGAAGACAAUCAAGAGUGCUUAGAUCUAAUUGAGAAGAAACCCAUUGGUUUGUUGUCUCUACUAGAUGAGGAAUCGAAUUUUCCGAAAGCAACUGAUUUGACCUUUGCCAAUAAGCUCAAGCAACACUUGAAAACCAACUCUUGCUUCAAAGGAGAGAGGGGUCGAGCCUUCAGAGUUAAUCAUUACGCCGGAGAGGUUCUCUAUGAUACAAAUGGGUUUUUGGAAAAGAACAGGGAUCCGCUGCCUGCUGAUCUUAUCAAUCUCUUAUCAUCAUGCGACUGCCAGUUGCUGAAACUGUUUUCUACUAAAAUGCGUGACAAAUCUCAGAAGCCGCUUAUGUUAUCAGACUCCACAAAUCAAACUGUUGGGACCAAGUUUAAGGGUCAACUUUUCAAGUUGAUGAACAAGUUAGAGAACACAAGCCCUCACUUCAUCAGAUGCAUAAAGCCGAAUUCGAAGCAGCUUCCCAGAGUUUACGAAGAGGAUCUUGUCCUGCAACAGCUUAGAUGUUGUGGUGUGUUGGAGGUUGUUAGAAUAUCAAGAUCUGGAUACCCUACUCGUUUGACACAUCAAGAGUUUGCAGGAAGAUAUGGUUUCCUACUAUCAGACAAAAAGUCCUUUCAGGAUCCUCUGAGCGUAUCAAUUGCUGUUCUGAAACAAUACGAAGUUCAUCCUGAAAUGUAUCAAGUUGGCUAUACAAAGUUGUACCUCCGAACUGGGCAAAUUGGUAUCUUUGAAGAUAGGAGAAAGAAAGUUCUUCAGGGCAUAGUGGGAUUACAAAAGCAUUUCCGUGGUUACUUGUCUCGUGAAUACUUCAAAAACAUGAGAAAAGGGGCAUUGGUACUUCAGUCGUAUGUACGAGGUGAGACUGCUCGAAGAAUGUUUGACACUGAAGCAAAGAAUCAUGCUGAUUCUGUUUCUGAAGCAAGCACAGGAGAGUCGACUGCAGUCAUACACUUGCAAUCUGGUAAACUGCAAGUUUUGUUAUCUUCUUUGAUUUUGGUUCUCAAGUUUGGUAAAGGCUCAUCAUCAUUUUUCUCCUUUGCAGCGGUUCGUGGAUGGUUGGCUCGAAAACGGUUCAACAGUAUGCAAAGACAGAGAGAAUUACUCGAUGUGACGACAAAAUCAAAGAGGAAAGCGGGCAGGAGGAUUUCAGAAGACAAGGAUCUUCCUGUGGAGCAGUUCCAAGUUCAACCAUCAGCUAUGUCUGAUCUCCAGAAGCGGGUUCUGAAAUCGGAAGCAGCGUUAGCGCAGAAGGAAGAGGAGAACACAGCAUUGAGAGAGCAGUUGAGGCAAUUUGAGGAUAGAUGGUCGGAGUAUGAAGUAAAGAUGAAGUCAAUGGAAGAUGCAUGGCAGAAGCAAAUGUCUUCGUUGCAGAUGAGUCUUGCGGCUGCUCGAAAGAGUUUAGCUUCAGAGAACAUUACAGGUCAAGCAGGAGGAAGACAAGACACAUCGAUAUCCCCUUUUGGUUAUGACUCAGAGGACACAAUGUCUACUGGAACACCCGGAGUGAGAACUCCCACUACUAAAUUCACCAACGGGAACACUCCAGAGCUCAGAAUCAGAGAGCUCAACGGAAGUUUGAACGCGGUUAAUCAUCUCGCGAGAGAGUUUGAUCAAAGGAGACUCAAUUUCGACGAAGAUGCAAGAGCCAUCGUGGAGGUGAAGCCUGGACCGCAGGCAACCCCAAACGGACAGCAACAGCAACACCCAGAAGAUGAAUUCAGGAGACUGAAGCAAAGAUUCGAGACAUGGAAGAAAGAUUACAAAGCUAGGUCGUCACCGGAAAUGGUGGGGCAAAAGAGGCUAGUUGGUUUCGACCACUCACUCACCCGCUUAGACUUGAGAAAAAAAUCAAGCCCCGGGUACAAACUUUGUUGCGAAAGCCCAAGCAUUGUUAGCGACAGGGUCAUCGAGAUGGUCAAGGAGAUUCUCCAAAGGACCUUUUCCGCGAAAGUAACCGGGUCAUCGGCGAGACCCAGCGGGUCAAAGUAUUGUCCGCCCGGGUACAAGUCGUUGCCUUCUCCAACACCAUCGAGACCGUUGAUGCGGAAGCCUUCGACAAGUCCCAUUAGGAUAACUUGGAAGCCAAGGACGGCCAAGAUGCUCUGUGCGUGGACUAGGUUUGGGUUGCCCAAGUAG